This is a messenger RNA of Trichomonas vaginalis G3, 1215 nucleotides long. RefSeq names its product protein serine/threonine kinase protein. NCBI's taxonomy places the organism in Eukaryota, Parabasalia, Trichomonadida, Trichomonadidae. The transcript has a single exon. Gene Ontology annotation, cellular component: cytoplasm. Gene Ontology annotation, biological process: protein phosphorylation; intracellular signal transduction. Bases 1 to 1215 code for a protein of 404 amino acids. Gene Ontology annotation, molecular function: protein serine/threonine kinase activity; ATP binding. The record is from RefSeq and is a predicted model, not a curated record.
AUGACUUUAGAAGAGCUCAGUGGAUACACCACCGUUGGUUCUUUCCAGCUCGAAUCCCAAGUCUUUAUUAAUGAAAGAUAUGCAAUCUGGAAUGCGCACCAUACAAUUUCAAAUCAAGAAGUUUCGGCUAAAAUUUAUUCAAAGCAAUUUUUAGCAAAAGAACACAAUCAAGAGUAUUUCGAGAAUGAUAUUUAUUGCUUCAAGACAUUUUAUCAUCCAUUCAUUGCAAGGUACAUUCAACAUUUUGAAGAUGACAAAUACGUUUAUAUAAUACUUGAACCAAUGAAAGGAGGUCCAUUUAAAGAGCUAUUAGAAGCUAAGACACGCUGGAAUGAAACCCAAUCGCGCUCAAUUUUCAUUCAAUUAUUUAUGGCUAUUGAGUACAUGCAAACAGCAAUGGCUAUGGUACACGGAAACAUCUGUUUAGAUGUUUUUAUGGUUGAUGAAAACAAUUAUAUCAGAUUGGUCGAUUUUUGGGGCAUCCAACCAAUUAAUAAUUGUUCAAACAGUCAGACGCUUGUUUUUAACAAGAUACCAUUCCAAACACCAGAAUAUUUGAAUACGGGCAUUAUAACGCCAUCAGCUGAUAUUUGGGCACUUGGUGUAUUUUUAUAUUUUAUUUGCGUUGGUUCAUCUCCAUUUUCAACGGAUACAAUUGAAUCAGUUACAAAAAUGGAUAUUCUCUAUCCAUCGUUUUUGAGUGGACCGAUCACUGAUCUCCUCAAAAAAUUAAUUUCUCUUUCACCUGCUCACAGACUUAAUUUCAGAGCGAUUAAAGAGCAUCCAUGGUUUGCUAAAACACAAUACAGUCUUCUUACUCCAUUUAUGAUCCAAAAUGAUGCAUUUUCCAUCGAAAUUGCAGCAACCAUUUGCAAAUUCUCAGACACAGAUAAAUUACAAGCAGAUCUUCUCGCUAAUGAGCAAACGAAUGAAGUAAUUAUAUAUCAAAUUGCUAAAGCCAUUGACCAUGCAAAUCAAGUUCACAAUGCCGUUGCUCAUUGCGCGCUUACACCAAGCGAAAGCCGCAGAGUAAGCUUAGAUAGUGAUCAUUCUUUACUGAAGUCACAUUCUUUGUCUUCUUUCGGCUCAAUGUCUUCUCCAUCUUCAUCAAACGAUAAAUUUAAAGUUAAGCCAGUUGCCUUGCAACUUUCUCGUCCUGUCCAAGUUGCUUCCCGUAGAGGUUCAAAGGUAAUUCCUUCACUUCCAAAGAUAUGA